CCCCCGCCUCAGCCCGCUCCCGCCAGCCAGACGCGCACGCGCGCCUGCCGCGGGGGCGGGGCCGGGGCCUGGGCCUGGGCCUGGGCCUGGCAGCGCUACCCGCAGGCGAGCGGCCUCCUCGUGCGGCGGAGGAAACAUUAAUGUUAGGAAAUGGCAGAAGCAGUUUUUCAUCCCCCAAGAAGGAAAAGAAGAGUUUUUGAGUCAUAUGAGUCUCCCUUUCCUGUGGAUGUAGGUGGGAAGGAUUUCAGAAUAUGCCAGGCUGAAAUCAUUAACAACAAUGUUAUUGUGAGGAACCCUGAAGAUAUUGAACAGCUUUAUAACAAGGGCUAUUUUGGCAAAGGUAUCCUUUCAAGAAGUCGACCGACAUACAGCAUUUCAGACCCUUUACUGGUUACUAAGUGGCAAGGUGCUAACUUAAACAUGCCUAUAAUUGCAUCUAAAAAGUACCAGUGUCAUGUUCAGUGGGCUAAAAGUAUUUUGCAAGAGCAAGGAUUUGAUGAUUGCUCAGUUACCAAAAUUCUUGAAAAUUACACUAAACCUCUUGAGCUGCCAUUUUUGGAAGAGGGUGGAGCUGAACAAAGCAGUAAUAGUUGCCACAGAAUGGGCCCAAAUACAGAAAAUACAGAACUUUCCAGACAAUCUUCUACAGACACUGGCAAUGUAGUAGCCCAAAGUCCUGAGAAUCAGAAUGAAGGCUACAAUGAAGCCUGUUUGGAAGGAGAUCCAGUGUUUGAUCCUGUGGUCGUAUGUGGCUCUAAAGAACAGGAGCAAGGUGACUUGAAAGAUGUAGCUGAAGUGUCUUGCCAGAAGCACAGUUUUCUCGUGCAUUGCGGCUGCCAGGCUAAGGAGAGCACUGAGCAAAGGUCUUGUGAGAUGAUCAAGUCAAAAGAAUGUGCUCCAGAAUAUGUAUUGGUGCAAGAGGAAGAAGGAGGUAGUUUACGUCCUGAAGACGGCUCUGCUCGUGCGCAAGAAAAUCUUGUCAAGAAGGAAAAACUAGUAUGCAGAAGAAAUCCAUUUAGGAUUUUUGAAUAUUUACAGCUCAGCUUGGAAGAGGCUUUUUUCUUGGUGUAUGCUCUGGGAUGUUUAAGUAUUUAUUAUGGUGAGGAGCCCUUAACUAUUUUGAAGCUAUGGGAAGUUUUCAGUGAAGUGAAGCCCAAUUUUAAAACUACUUACAUGGCAUAUCACUACUUCCGCAGUAAGGGUUGGGUCCCCAAAGUCGGACUGAAGUAUGGAACUGAUCUCUUGCUGUAUCGAAAAGGGCCCCCUUUCUAUCAUGCAAGUUACUCAGUCAUUGCUGAAUUAGUUGAUGAUAAUUUUGAAGGUUCUCUUCGCAGACCACUCAGCUGGAAGGCCUUGUCUGGGUUGAACAGAACAACUGUUAAUGCUUCUAAGGAACUUAUGUUAUGCUACUUGAUUAGACCAUCUGACAUGACUGAAAAAGAGAUGUCAACACCAGAAUGUAUGAAAAGAAUUAAGGUUCAGGAACUGAUUGUAACUCGUUGGGUUUCUUCCCGUGAGCGCAGUGAGCAAGAUGAACUUUGACUGUAUAGGGAAAAGUUGGGUUUUUUUACCUGACCUUCUCAUGAUGAACCAUUGCCUCAGAACAGUUUCUAUCAAUGUAUUCAGCUGGUAUGUGUAAACACUAAAGUGUUUCUCCAGUCCUUCCUGUUUACUGGAGAGAAUUCUGUAUUGAAAAACAUAACUGAACUAUGAUAAUGCAUAUGAAAGGGAAAAAAUUAAAGCUGUGUCCCAACUCAAAAUACUUGCUUGUUUCCUUACACAUUUGUAAGUUUUAUCUUUGAAUAGUGGCUAGACUGCAGCAAUUAGUAAUGGUAUUUUAAAUAUUCUGACAGAUCCAGGCAUUAGUGCUGAAUUGGCACUACAGCCUGCAGAGCCACUGAAGUCCAAAACCUGAAUGUCUGCCUGAAAGCUGAUGCAAUGAGGGAUCAAACAGUUUUCUGGGAAUACCUCACAGAUCCUUCAGAGGUGAACUUGGGAAUUGUAAGGCUAACUUUGCACGAAGUCCUACAUUUCUUCAGAAAUAAGGACUUAAACUUGAUAGUCCUCAAGUUUACUGUUAAAAGCUAGCAGUAGUUGUAGUGAGUCAAAUAACCUUUUGGGAUACCGAUAGUACCAUUCUUCUUCAACCAAAACCUGACUUCAUAGCCUUGAUGAAGCUGCACAGACUUAGAUCUGGGGAGAGAUUUGGUUGUUGCAAUAUUAAGCAUUGUAACAUGUUGCUGCUAGGUGCCUAGACCCUGGAAUUUAGUGGUCCCAACUAAAAGUGCUUAUUUUCACAAGCAUUGCUCAGAAUUGAGGAACUCUUCCCAGAAUGUGCAAGGAUUUUAAUUAAUUCUUGGGUCUAAGCAUUGAACAGCAGCGUUAGGUGUUGGGCAGUAGGUAAUGCUGGGGUACCUUUCCCCAUUUCGGUAAAAUGUCUUACUUCACUUGGGAUUUGCAGCUUAAGAUUUCUCCUUGAAAGUAAGAGCCUAUAAUCUCCCCCGACGACAGCAAGAUGCUCUUUACUUUUUUUGAAGAUGCUGAGCUAGUGAGAGGAAUUCAGUCUCUCUAGCUUGGCAAGUAUAGGUCUGUGUUUCAUCACCACUUUUUUCUCUUUUAUCUAGCAACUACCAUGGUUUAUACAUUUUAUUUUUCCAUAGUGCACUUGUAGCUUUCUUUGCUCUGGUGCAUCGUAUGUUGUAAAACAGGCUGAGAGACACCACUGUGUUUUGUAGAGUGAGGUAUAGGAUAGUGCUGAGCAGUUCUGCCUUGCCACACUAGGUGCCUGCUAUUUUCUGACUUUUUCGUAAGAUUUAAUCAUCUAGAUUGCAGGUUCCUAAAUCUGAUGUUUGCCAUUGCUAAGCCACAUUUGGAAAAACAACCCCAGCAGGUAUUCAGCUGUCUUUCAAGUAGAGCCAGGAGGUUUAAGUAUCAACUAUGCCGCAUUUUAAGUAUUGCUGCUUUAGAUUCAGGCAUUUGAAUUCCAUCUAAGCCUUUGAAAAAUAGGCUUCCUUGUGCUGUUAAGAUUUCCUCCCUGCCAUGUUGUAAGAGAACACAUUUGCUGCAACAGUAAGGAUAUGUUAUAGGUGGUGACAAUGACGCCGUUUUGGAUUUUCUUUGUGCUGUUUUCAUUCACUAGAAAGGGGGCUUUGCCUCCUGGGUGCAGGAAAUUUUCCAGGGCUGGUAAAAAUUCUGUCAACUCAGCCUGCUCCCAGCAAGCACAAAAUUACAGUCUGGUUUACUGAGGCAGUUUAGAUUGUAAAGCCACGUCACAAAUGCAGGAAACUACAUACAACUCAAAGUGGAAGAUCUUCUAGUAUUUGCUUUCAUUUAAUGACUUCUACUGGAAAGCUCUAAAAUGAAAAUGUUAAUUGCAUAAUGGCUUCUUCAAGCUGAACGGGUAUGUAUAUGUUAACUGUACAUGGCAAGGCAUUUUAUUCUAGCUGCAGAUGACUGUACUUCAUGUUUCAGUACUGUUGUAUCAAAUAACUUACAUGAGAUAGUUGUACCAUAGCACUGAUACUUGCCACUGUAUUUAUAUUUUACCAAUUAAAAUACAGUACUUAAAUGAA
Phalacrocorax carbo (great cormorant) is the source of this 3572-nucleotide messenger RNA. The record is from RefSeq and is a predicted model, not a curated record. NCBI's taxonomy places the organism in Eukaryota, Metazoa, Chordata, Aves, Suliformes, Phalacrocoracidae.